Molecule: messenger RNA, 3774 nt
Organism: Corvus hawaiiensis (hawaiian crow)
Lineage: Eukaryota; Metazoa; Chordata; Aves; Passeriformes; Corvidae
Gene: CARD19
Product: caspase recruitment domain family member 19
Exons: 6
Coding region: 333-893 (186 amino acids)
Biological process (GO): regulation of apoptotic process
Cellular component (GO): mitochondrion
Source: RefSeq, a predicted model, not a curated record
UAUAUGCAAAGCAACUCUAGAAAUUACUAGCACACACACAAAAAGCCUUCGUAACUUUGAGUAAACAAACAUCUUGGUUUUCAGAGCUAAUUGCACGUCCCCUAAAAUCCCCAGCAAAUUGCUUCUGACUCCCAGGCGCGGAGAAGCAGCCGCCCAUCGCUCCCGGCGGAGCUCUGCCGUCUGUCACAGCCGGACUCGCUCCCUCCCUGUUUACUUUCGCUUCUCCAAGUUGCCCGUGACCUCUGCUUCUCCCGGCAAGGAGGAUUGCGCUGCGGCCGCCCCGCGUGGGACGUGUGCCGGGCACGGCACACACCCACCCCUGAAACCGAUGGAUGAUGCUCUACAGAAGCUAUCAGUCAUAUUGUCAUCGGCUGCAGCAUGACAUGUAUUUCCUUACAAGCACUAGCCGACUGAAUGAGCAAGUGGUUGAUAAAAUUGUUCUUCAGCUUAACAGAGUCUAUCCCCAAAUUCUUACCAAUGAAGAAGCAGAAAAGUUCAGGAAUCCAAAGGCAUCACUCCAUACCAGACUCUCAGAUCUGUUAAAACACCUCCAAAAGAAAGGAGACAGACACUGUCAGGAAUUUUACAGGGCUCUGCAGAUCAAUGCUGAACAGCUGUUUAAUGACCUGCCAAGCAGGAAAAUCUUGAAAACCCCAGAUUCCACAGAGAUAGACACUGACAAGGAGCAAUAUAUGCUAAAUGACAGGGGCCCAGUGUUUUUCCUGGCCUGUUUCAGCGUGGCUGCAGGACUGGCCCUGUUCUGGUAUUGCUGUAACUCGGAAACACAAGCCAUAGGAAGAGCCAGGAGAAUUUUGGGCUUUUCUCCUAUUAUCAUAGGAAGACAUGUUAGAAAUAUUUGUAUGUUGUAUUUGGAAGACAUACCAAGAAAUUAAGGAAAAGCUGUCUCUUCACUUGUCUGUACAGUACGCCGGCCAAAGGAAGCCAACGGUGCAUAAAUAUUAAUGUCCUAUACUCAUACCAAAGAUUUCAUUAACUAGCUUCAUCAAUAAUUGCCUUGCCUCCAGAUGUAUUCAGAAUUUCAGCUAUAAAUGUCCUUCUUUAUGGGAACGGAUCGUUUUAUUUUUGUAAAUGCUUAUUUUAAAGUAUUUAUCGUUUGUAUAAAAAAAAUAUUUUUACUACAAGCUUUAAAAUGAUCUCAUAAGUGAGUGUGGGUCUGAAGCCAUGUUUGCAUAUGUGUUUUCUCUACUGGAAUGAAGGAUCACAACUGUUUGAAGAACUCUGGCCUGUCUCUUGUGAGAAUUAAUUUAAGAAAAGCACUUGAACACAUGCACUCAAAGCCUUACUAAGAAAUGGAUCUCUGUCUCAGAACUGUCUGUUUUGUCUAGAUCCUUUAUAGUCACUGCCUGAGCUCAGGUGGGCACUGGCACCUGUGAAAAGUUUAUGGGGGCCAGUUCCCUUUAUGUCUGCCUUGUAUUCACUGUGACUUCUGAUUCCCUGUUGGUGCCUCAUCCCAGCCUGCCUUGUUCCUGAUCACACUCAGCUGCUGGCCCUGGUUUGAAUGCCCUGAAGCUGGUGCAGGCUGGUUCUCAGCCCAUGGGGUGUUCCAGGGACUGGAAUGUCUGACGUGAAGCACUUCAGACUACCAAGAAAAUGUUCCAGAUUUAUUUAGCUUUCCCGUUCCCAGUGAAGUGAUGGGAGGCUCUGCAGAGAGACCUGGAAAAACUGGAGGGCUGGGCAAUCACCAACCCAGUGAAGUUCAACAAGGGAAAGUGCUGGAUUCUGCACCUGGCAUGGGGCAAGCCUGGAUGUACAGACAGGCUGGGGAACGAGAUGCUGGAGAGCUGCACCAUGGAAAGGGACCUGGGGGUCCUGGUCAGUGGAAAGUUGAAUGUCAGUGCCCUGGCAGCGAGGAGGGGGCACCAGGCCCAGCAUGGCCGGUCAGGCCAGGGAGGGCAUUGUCCCGCUCUGCUCUGCACUGGGGUGGCCUCAUGUCGAGUGCUGGGGGUAAUUCUGAGCACCACAAUAUAAGAAAGACAUUUAACUAUUAGAGAGCUUCCAAAGGACACUUCCAGGGCUAGGGCAGCAACAGCUUCUCUGGGCAACCUGAGCCAGGACCUCCUUACCCUUACAGGGAACAAUUCCUUCCCAGUAUGGUACAGGAAAGUUUACUAUGGCUAGGGCUAUAUUUCCUCCCUUCCUGAGGUAGCCUGAGAUGAGGAUGUCUCUCAGGGAAAAAGAUUAUCCAGAAUGAGCUAUGGGUUAGAGCUGGAAGGAGAAAGAAAAAAUGAGUCUUGGUUCAUCCUAGUGUGAAAGACCUAACAGCAAAGAAUAGAAAAUAAUCUCUUCCUUCAUUAGUGCCAGUUAUUAAUUUGAACAGUGAAAGUCAGGCUGCCUAUAAACUUGGCAUGUGCAUUGGUUGGGAGACAUUCUUUUUCUUGGAAUAUUUUUCUUUCAGGAGCUUGCUUCUCUGCAGGCACAUCUAUGCAGCACAUAUGGAUAGUGAUAAUUCCAUUUUCAGCUCCUGGAGGAAGCACGUGUGCACCUGCAGAGGAGUCAGGUCCUUGUGGGCAAACAGUGUUAUGGACUUGGGAAUAAAUCAAACAGGGUUUUGGAUGAAGCUGCUGAGCUGCAGAAUUCUGGUUUCCCUGGCAAGUAAAAAAUAGCUUGGCCUUUGCUGCUGAAACUGUGCUGGUAUUGAUUUAUAAACGUGCUUCACUCUUUGUGCAGGGAGGUUGUCCUGGCUGGGUUGUAGGUGCUUCCAUGCAGAGGGUAGAGGCCAUCCUUGUGAACACCAUGGUUCUCAUGCUGCAGGCAGGAACUGUACAGGAGCUAAGGAGAAGCAACCUAGGCAGGGAUGCUCUCCUGGAGAGCUGGAUGUGCCCCUCGGGAAGGAGAUGAGGGUGGGUUGUGCAGGUCAUCGAGCCAUUGGCUCCUGCCUGCUCAGCUUGUGCUGCUUUCCACCAGGGACUGUCCCCCUUUGCCGCUGAGUGAUUUGUGCAUGAAUCCUGAGGGGAAGGGAAUGGGGGAUGAGCUCCAGGUUCUUCAGCCCUAAGGCCUCCUGCUAUCUAGCAAAAAAUCAUCUUCCUUCCCUGGUUGUAUUUUUAAUGAAUGGGCAUUUUGAUUUAAAGUAAAGCUGAAGUGCCUCUGAUUGUCCUGGUGGUAGUGUCAGGGCUGUCUCAAUCCCAGGACAAGAGCUGUCCAGUGGGAUCACCCUAGGCUGAUGUGCAGGUACCGGCUUGAGCGAUGAAGAUGGUUAAGGCCGAGUGACGGGACUGUCUGUGUGCAGAGAGCUGGGAAGCAAAGUGACAGAUCCUAGAAUGAAUUUGCACAAUUCCAUUUAAAGCCAGACUGCUAUUUAAAGGACUUGGUGAAGGAUGAUAUGCCUGAUGAGCUGGAGUGGGAAUGAAGUGAUGAUUCAUUCUGGGAUGCACUGGGCUGUUUUACAGCUGCUGGAUGGAGUUUGCAGUUAAAAGUGCCUUUGCCAAGGCAAAGUUACUCCUUUUGUUUCUUUCAUUUGUCUUUAUUUUUAUUGUACUGUAAUAAACUGAAAAACAUAUUUGGUCAAAAAUGUGCCACUGUGGAUGCUUUUCCCUGCCGUUCUAUGUGCACAGAUGCUACUCCAUGUUAUGCCAUGCCUUGGCUGUGCUGCCAAGAAUCAGUUUGCUGCACUUCACACGUCCUGUGUCCUGCAGUAAUUUCUCUGUAGUAAUUUCUCUGAAUGUACAUCUUCUUGAAUCCUGUAGAAAUUAAUGGAUUUCUUUUUUUAAUGGGGUGAAGCUGGAAAUUAAAUUGAAAUAAAAUCUGAGAGAAGAA